Molecule: messenger RNA, 1923 nt
Organism: Larimichthys crocea (large yellow croaker)
Lineage: Eukaryota; Metazoa; Chordata; Actinopteri; Sciaenidae
Gene: ftcd
Product: formimidoyltransferase cyclodeaminase
Exons: 14
Coding region: 124-1743 (539 amino acids)
Molecular function (GO): folic acid binding; transferase activity
Source: RefSeq, a predicted model, not a curated record
UAAUUAUUGUCAGCUGACCUACAUACUGAUCUGUUAAUGAUUCCACCCAGAGGCCUCCCUGUGAGGGGGUCUGUGUUUUUUGGAGGGGCUGAAGUCUGAACUCCUCAGUCUGCAGACGCUGCCAUGGCUCGGCUGGUGGAAUGUGUCCCAAACUUCUCCGAGGGUCGAAACAAAGAGGUGAUCGAUGCCAUCUCUGCAGCCAUAUCCGGCACCUCUGGCUGCAGCCUGCUGGACGUCGACCCCGGAGCCUCCACCAACCGGACCGUCUACACCUUCGUGGGCUCUCCAGAGGCCGUGGUGGAAGGAGCGCUGAAUGCUGCCCGGCAGGCCUUCAGCCUCAUCGACAUGAGCAAACACUCAGGUGAGCAUCCUCGUACCGGAGCACUGGACGUUUGUCCCUUCAUCCCUGUCCAGAACACCUCCAUGGACGACUGCGUCAAGUGCGCCAACACAUUUGGACAGAAACUCUCUGAAAUGCUGCACGUCCCCGUGUAUCUUUACGGAGAAGCAGCACGGAAAGAAACAAGGAGAAGUCUUCCAUCUGUCCGUGCUGGAGAGUAUGAAGCUUUACCUGAGAAGUUGAAGCGUGAUGAUUGGAUGCCUGACUUCGGCCCCGCCUUGUUCGUACCAUCAUGGGGCGCCACGGUAACCGGCGCGCGCAAGUUCCUGAUCGCGUACAACGUGAACCUGAUCAGCACCAAAGAACAGGCUCAUCGCAUCGCUCUGGAUGUCAGGGAGCAGGGCCGCGGCAAAGACCAGCCCGGGCUGCUGCAGAAGGUGCAGGGCAUGGGCUGGUACCUGGACGAGGCCAACAUCGCUCAGGUGUCCACCAACAUCCUGGACUACGAGCUGACCCCCCUCCACACUGUGUAUGAGGAGAUCUGCAGGGACGCUGAGGACCUGAAGCUGCCCGUGGUCGGCUCUCAGAUCGUCGGUCUGAUCCCUCUGAAGGCGCUGCUGGACGCUGCUGACUUCUACAUCCACAGAGACCGACUGUUCGUCGUGGAGGAGGAGCACAAAGUCCGGCUGGUGAUCAGCAAACUCGGCCUUGACUCUCUUGGUCCGUUCGACCCAAAGGAAAGAAUCAUCGAGUACAUGGUGAGGUCACAGGAGAACAGCGGGCUCGUGUCUUUGUCUCUGCAGCAGUUUGUCCGGAGCGUCGGAGCUCGGACAGCAGCGCCUGGCGGAGGCUCUGUUUCUGCUGCCAUCGCUGCUCUGGGGGCGGCGUUGGGCGCCAUGGUGGGUCAGAUGACGUACGGGAAGAGGCAGUUUGAGAACCUGGACGGGGUGAUGAGAAGGCUGAUUCCUCCCUUCCAUCAGGCCAUGAACGAGCUGCUGCUCAUGGUGGACGCCGACUCGUCUGCCUUCAACAGCUACAUGACGGCGCUGAAGAUGCCAAAAAACUCAGCAGAGGAAAUCAAAAGGCGACAGGCUGCGAUGCAGGAGGGUCUGCAGCGGGCGGUGGGCGUCCCUCUCGCUCUGGCUGAGAGGAUCAGCGUCCUCUGGCCGUACCUUAAAGAAAUGGUCGCCUACGGAAACAUCGCCUGCAAGUCCGACGCUCAGGUGGCAGCUAAAGCUUUGGAGACGGCUGUGUUCGGAGCAUAUUACAACGUCACCAUCAACCUCAAAGACAUCGCGGACAACGCCUUCAAGACGGCUACUCAGUCGAGAGCGUCAGAGCUGCUACAGGAAGCGAAGGACAGUGCGGCCGCCAUCCUCCACGCUGCUGAGGAGAGAAACUGAAGGCUUCCACAGUGUGAUGCUGCUCUGUGACCGGAUGUUUCCUGCAGCGAUGCACUCUGGGACUAGUAGUUGACUAAACCAGAUUUAGUUUUUUGGAACAAUAAUAAUUUCUGUUGAUUGUAAAUAUUCAUCAUGGAGACUUAAUGUUGACACGAGUGACCAAAUAAACAGACUCACUGU